Molecule: messenger RNA, 2386 nt
Organism: Polychytrium aggregatum
Lineage: Eukaryota; Fungi; Chytridiomycota; Chytridiomycetes; Polychytriales
Exons: 5
Coding region: 57-2159 (700 amino acids)
Biological process (GO): potassium ion transmembrane transport; stabilization of membrane potential
Cellular component (GO): membrane
Molecular function (GO): potassium ion leak channel activity
Source: RefSeq, a predicted model, not a curated record
AUCCAGUUGGUCGGAAAUCAACCAUCGCCUGCAAGGCACCGGACGGCCGCCAGAGAAUGUCGUCCUCCACACUCCCCCUGCUGCACGGACAGCGGUCAAGCUCUCUGUCGAGCGACGGCGUCCAUGACGACAACGACAGCUCGAGCGGACAUCUGGAUGUCACCCCUUCCCUGAAGCGCUUCUUCCCGCUGCUGAUGGGCAUCCUGCUGCCCAUCUCGACCUUCCUCAACAUCCAGGCCAUCGCCGUCCCAGGCUGGAUCUCGAUCUCCAAGGCCGUCGACGACGAUGGGUAUGGGCUCUUGCGCCCGCACCACCCGGUCGAUACCGUCGUCUAUUACACGCCCCCGUGGGUGACGAUUUUCUCGCUCGUCUCGCUGCUCUUUGGGCUGCUUGGAUCGGUGUCGCUCUUCAUCCGGAUGCUCGAGAAGAAGCUCAAGUGGACCACAAGACUGAUCAUCUUCAGCUCCUUCUGCCAGGGCAUCACCGCCAUCAUGAUAUCGAUCCUGUUUAUCCUGUUUGCAAAGGCCCCCGCACCCGACGCAAACUAUUCGUACACAGAAGGCUUCGGAUGCAGCCUCGCCAGCGGCGUCAGCUCCCUCGUAGUCGCCAUGGCCAUGGUCUGGCAGCAGCAUCUCAACCGGAACCAGAACUACGUAUAUGUCGUCCACGAACUGUCGCCUUCGCAGCGCCAGCUGAGCUUGCUGACGAUGGUCUCCAUCGCAUACACUGUCUUUGGUGGCAUGCUCUACGGCCAUCUCGAGGGCUGGGACUUUGACGAUGCCAUGUACUGGACAGUCACCACACUCACGACGAUCGGAUUCGGUGACUUUUACCCCAAGACCGUCUACGGCAUUGCGUUUUUCCCGAUCUUUGCAUCGUUUGGCAUGCUGCUUGUCGGCGCCAACAUCUUCUCGAUCCGCCAGGUCGUGCUCGAGCUCCUGACACACCAGCUGGCCUCGCAGCUGGCUAAGAAGUUUGGUGUUUCACAGGAGGUGCAGUGGGGCGAGUCCAAUUUGUCAUCGCCCUCACUCCACGGACAGGAUCCGCAACGACGACAGCCCAGCCACGAACGAAUCGGUCGGUCGUCGAUGCGGAUCCCGCGCUCCCGCUCCUGGGACGACCAGUCGCGAUCACGGUCUCCACACCCUGGCUCGGAGGCCAUUCAUGCUCCUUUGAAGCUCGAGCGGUCGCGCACAACGUCGGCUCUGGAGCUGCAGAAGCGUGCCACGAUCACCCGCUUUGGCGCAGACUCCAACUUCCCGACACUGACCAUUGUGGCGGGCGAUCUGCACCACGACGAUGUCAUCAAGGAGACCCGAAGGACGGUGAUCGUCCAGGUAUACGUUGCCGUCGCCCUCGUUGCAGCCAACAUCUUUGGAUUUGGAUACAUUUAUUCCAACCUGGAAGGAUGGUCCUACCUCGAAGGCAUCUACUUUUCGUUCUGUUCGUUGGCAACCAUUGGCUUUGGCGAUUUUGUGCCUAGCACCAUCCACUCCCGAACCAUCUUUAUCUGGUACAUCUUCAUCGGAAUCGGAUCCAUGACCUAUCUUGGCUCCAUGGUUGGCGAGCUCGCUCUGAACCAGUGGGUCGUCGAGAUCAACAGAAUCGAGAACCGUAUGGAUCGCUACGAGAAGAAAGCUUUGCUCAAGAGGCUCUACAAGAAGGAGAAGAAGCACAGAAGGCCCGAGACCGAGACAUCGGAGGCCGAGAGCGAGGAUUCUGAUGCUGACUUUAGAAUCAGCGUCGGACGCUCGCGACUGGGCAACCACGAGGCGGCCGUCCUUGACACCAACCCCAUCCAGCAGGCCCUCGAGGGCAAUCCAGACGCCGUGAUCUCGCUCGACAACCCCCGGCCCGCGCCAGGACAACGCGCCGCGGCCGCCGUCGCUGGUACGCAUCGGAACUACCGCACUUUGGACGACAGACGAGUGGCCUCUGGCCCGGCCACGCACUCAUCCAACGAAUCCCAUCACGGUGCGGAUGCGGACACAGCCUCGAGAGGCGUCGUCCGCGUUCGCUUGCCGACCUCGCGCCGGUCAUCCGGCAUCUUUGGGUCUCUGCAGGACAGCCACAUCGAUGUCUCAUUUGCGAACCGGGAGCAUGGCACGGGCGUGCGCGGACGAGAACCUCCUCGAGACGAAGCGGGCGAUCUGGCGUGACCGGGUCGUCGCGCUGCCUGCUCGUCCGGAGCCGAGCGAUUUGCUGCCGCACGCCGGCGCCGUCGGCUCCACCUCGCACACUUUUUUUUUCCCUCACUCAUCUGUGAUUACUUUUUUUGUCGUGCGCCGCGUCCUUGCCUGGCAAAGGGGUUCGGUCGGUUUGAUUCCCCUCCUCGCCUCUUGCGGUGAAUAGAUUGCUGGCACCAGCUUGGUGUGCCGAGUCAGUA